This is a messenger RNA of Prosopis cineraria, 844 nucleotides long. RefSeq names its product E3 ubiquitin-protein ligase RHA2A-like. Bases 89 to 583 code for a protein of 164 amino acids. NCBI's taxonomy places the organism in Eukaryota, Viridiplantae, Streptophyta, Magnoliopsida, Fabales, Fabaceae. The transcript has a single exon. The record is from RefSeq and is a predicted model, not a curated record. Gene Ontology annotation, biological process: protein ubiquitination. Gene Ontology annotation, molecular function: ubiquitin protein ligase activity.
UCCUUCUCUCUCUCUCUCACCCACCCACCUUUAUAGCCCCUUUCCACGAUCGCUUCUUCUCUCGCCAUAUACUCACAAUCUCAACAAGAUGGGAUUGCAGAACCACCUCCACGACGUCUCUUCCGAUUCCAUUCCCCUCCUCCUUCUCCUCCACCUCGCCGCCGGCUUCAAUUAUCUCCGCUCCAUCCUUCUCGCCUUCCUCCACUCUCUCGGCUUCGACAGAUUCCAUGCCCACAGACCGCCCAUCGUCGACGAUGCCCUCCUCGCCACCGUCGGAUCUGGUUUCGCCAGCCUUGUUGUACUUUCCGACCAGCUCCAUGCGAACUAUGAUGUUCCCGACGACGACCACGAGAUUGCGGCCUCCUCCAUGUGUGUGGUGUGCCGGAGCAAGUACAAGGAGGGCGACCAGGUUCGGAGGCUGCCUUGCCACCACGCCUUCCAUAGACGCUGCUUCGAUGCUUGGCUUCACCAGCUCAAGUUUAACUGCCCUCUCUGUCGAUCGACGCUCGUCUCUGAUGAGCGCGUGGCCCUCACAGAGCGGCGAGUUGGUAGCCAAGUCUUAUCCUGGUUUUCUUUGGAGUGAUACGACGUCGUUUCGUAUCCACACAGUUAUGUCUCUUGUCGAUGAAGAUGAUAAUAGUGCUGCUCGAUGAUAAACCCAGCUUCCAGUCUUCGAUGGUCCCAAAAUUUCCCCUUUUUCCUUUUUUAUUUCUUUUGGGAUUUUACAGCGUGGAUGAUAAUUUUUAUUUUUUAUAAUUUAAUAGAUUAUUUAUAUAAUGUAAAAAAAAAAAAAAAAGUGUUUUCAAAGGGCUACGCUUGAGCGUCUUUUUUCAGGUGUUGUAAA